CUUAAUUUGGCUACUUUGUUGGAUUCGAUCUCUCUCACUCUCUCUCCCGUAGUUGAUUUUUUGUUAUUUGCAGGACUAGUAUAAAGUAGAGAGUAUAAAGAGCGCAGAAAUAUGGCGAUCUUCUUAGCCUUUCGUCGACUAUCCUCAGGUGGAUCAACAACGUCUUUAGUAGCAGAUUCAUUGCGUUUCGCUUCUUGUUGGAGAACAUUUUCGACGUCUUUCAGAGAGGAAAAAGAUACAUUCGGACCCAUUCUUGUUCCCUCCGACAAAUUAUGGGGGGCUCAAACUCAAAGAUCCUUGCAGAAUUUUGAUAUUGGAGGCGACCGGGAAAGAAUGCCUGAACCAAUCAUUCGGGCCUUUGGCGUCCUUAAAAAAUGUGUUGCCAAGGUGAACAUGGACUAUGGUCUUGAUCCAUCAAUUGGGAAAGCAGUAAUGCAUGCUGCCCAGGACGUGGCAGAGGGAAAGUUGAAUGAUCAUUUCCCACUGGUUGUAUGGCAGACUGGCAGCGGCACUCAAAGUAACAUGAAUGCCAAUGAGGUUAUUGCAAAUAGAGCAGCUGAAAUUCUUGGCCAUAAGCGAGGAGAAAAAUUUGUGCAUCCAAAUGACCAUGUGAACAGAUCACAAUCUUCUAAUGACACAUUCCCAACUGUAAUGCACAUUGCAGCUGCAAUGGAAGUAAAUGCAAGAUUAGUACCAAAUUUGAAACAAUUGCACACUUCAUUGCAUUCAAAGUCAGUUGAGUUCAAAGACAUUAUUAAAAUUGGGCGUACACACACUCAAGAUGCAACACCUUUGACACUUGGACAAGAAUUUAGUGGCUAUGCCACUCAAGUGAAGUAUGGAAUUGAUCGAGUCAUUUGCACCUUGCCUCGAAUGUAUCAGCUUGCACAGGGUGGCACUGCUGUAGGGACUGGAUUGAACACAAAGAAAGGGUUUGAUGUAAAGAUUGCUGCAGCCAUAGCUGAAGAAACCAAACUACCAUUUGUAACGGCUGAAAACAAGUUUGAAGCACUGGCUGCACAUGAUGCUUUCAUUGAAACCAGUGGGGCCCUGAACACAAUUGCUGUUUCUCUAAUGAAGAUUGCAAAUGAUAUACGCUUGUUAGGAAGUGGUCCGCGUUGCGGUCUUGGGGAACUCAUUCUUCCUGAAAACGAACCUGGGAGCAGUAUCAUGCCUGGGAAGGUGAAUCCUACUCAGUGUGAGGCUCUCACAAUGGUCUGUGCUCAGGUUAUGGGAAACCAUGUGGCUAUGACAGUGGGUGGAUCAAAUGGCCAUUUUGAGCUUAAUGUAUUCAAGCCUAUGAUUGCUAGUUGUCUCCUACAUUCACUGAGAUUGCUAGGGGAUGCGUCAGCUUCGCUUGAAAAGAACUGUGUGAGGGGAAUUCAAGCUAAUAGGGAAAGGAUAUCAAAACUCCUACACGAAUCGCUUAUGCUUGUCACAUCUUUGAACCCCAAAAUUGGUUACGACAAUGCUGCAGCAGUUGCUAAAAAAGCCCACAAGGAGGGAAGUACUCUAAAGGAUGCUGCUUUGAAUUUAGGAGUGCUGACUUCUGAAGAAUUUGAUAAACUCGUAAUGCCAGAGAAAAUGAUUGGUCCCUCCGACUGA
This is a messenger RNA of Ilex paraguariensis (yerba mate), 1605 nucleotides long. The record is from the annotation of a GenBank genome assembly. NCBI's taxonomy places the organism in Eukaryota, Viridiplantae, Streptophyta, Magnoliopsida, Aquifoliales, Aquifoliaceae.